GUGGUGGUGAAAGUGUGUCAGAUUGUGCACGUUUAAGGUCCGACGCACUAUGACACGAACAUAGCUGCACCUGUGGAGAUCCCCGUCUUCAAAACGGAGCUGCGUGCAGGUGGGAGUACGGAAAUACCUGAUGGAAGCUACAGGUGGAACUAAGAUGCGAAUUUUGCUGUUGGGGAUAUUGCUUCUGCUUCUGGACGGGAUCCAAGGAACGUCUGCACAGUCAGGAGCGACACCAGUGAGUGGCACGACACAGGCUCGGAACACGGCCGGGGAAACAGGACCCGCUCUGAACGCUACAUCGGCCCCUUCCACAAACGUUACAACUGCCGCGCCCAAAAUCACGACGGUACACCCGGAAAAUGCUACAACGGUUCUACCAGAGAGUGCCACUGCAACUACACAGGGAAAUGCCACGAUGUCAACAUCUACGGCAUCUGUAACAAACGCCACAGCACCAGCGGCACCUGUAACAAACGCCACAGCACCAGCGGCACCUGUAACAAAUGCUACAGCACCAGCAGUACCUGUAACAAAUGCCACAAUGCCAACAGCACCUGUAACAAAUGCCACAAUGCCAACAGCACCUGUAACAAAUGCUACCAUGCCAGCCGCACCUGCAACAAAUGCUACAAUACCAGUGGGACCUGUAACAAACGCCACAAGACCAGCAGCACCUGCAACAAAUGCUACAAUACCAGCGGCACCUGUGACAAACGCCACAGCACCAGCGGUACCUGUAACAAAUGCUACAAUGCCAGCAGCACCUGUAACAAAUGCCACAACUCCAGUAGCACCUGUCACAAAUGCUAGAGCAUCAGCGGCACCACCUACAAUACCAGCGGUCACAAAUGUCACUACUGCUGGUCAAGUUGCAAGUGUCGCGGUGUCCCUGAGUCUGACAAGUGAGACCUUCCAACCUGCCCUUAACGACCCCAGCUCUUCGGCUUAUAGGACCCUCGCCUCUAAUGUGGAAUCAAGUCUCAACUCAGCACUGAGCAGCACGCCGGGAUACAUCAGCUCUCAAGUGACAGGCUUUAGGUCUGGAAGUGUCAUAGCGGACACGAGCAUCAGCUACAGGUCUGGUGGGUCAGCCCAGGGCUCGCCUGAUGUCAGGUCGGCCAUACAGAACACUCUCACUGCAGCCGUGGCCGGCGGGUCCCUGGGAAGCUUCACAGUAGACCCGAGCUCACUAGCCUUCACCGACCCGACAACGGUCAGCCCUACCCCGGGGGGUGGAGGUGGGGGUGGAGGCGGGGGUUUGGGAGUGGGCAUCGGUGUGACCGGCGCGCUCUUUCCAACGACAGGAUCGGGCGACUCAGCGAUGUCUGAACCGGGAAGUAGUACAACGGCACGUACCCCUGCAAACAUGACAGCGGGUAUGCCAAGACCUAAUGUUACACUGGCUACAGUGGAAACUACAACAAUGCCUCGUCCGGAAAAUGUCACGUCACCUCGAUCAGACAAUAUCACGAUGUCUCACCUGCAGAAUUUUACAACUCCUCAACCAGAUGGUGUUACAACGCCUCGUCCUGAAAACGUUACAUCGCCUCGACCAGAUGGUGUUACAACGCCUCGUCCUGAAAACGUUACAUCGCCUCGACCAGAUGGUGUUACAACGCAUCGUCCUGAAAACGUUACAUCGCCUCGACCAGAUGGUGUUACAACGCCUCGUCCAGAAAACGCCACCAUGGCUCAGUCUCCAAGCGUUUCAUCUGGUGCUCCUGACAAUGUGACAAUGACACCUUUACAGCCACCGAUCACCACAUCUUCUCCAGUUGUAACAACAACAACAACAACAGAUACAACUACAGCAGCUGAGCCUCCCAAACUUGAGGUUUCCCUGAAGCUGACCAGCGUGCCGUUCACACCUUCUCUUAAUAACCCAGAAUCUCCGGAGUUCAAGAAUCUGGCAUCAAAUGUUGAAGACACGUUCGACCAACUGUUUGCAAACAAUCCUGGGUAUGUCAGGACUAAUGUUCGCGGAUUUAGACAGGGCAGUGUUAUCGCUGAUACGGAGGUAGUUUUAGAAGACACCGGAGACUCUGGUCCGGACGUGUCUGCCGUCAGUGCGUCCAUACAGAACACCCUAACGUCAGCCGUCUCCAAUGGCUCACUGGGAAACUUCACGGUGGAUCCCAGCUCACUGACCAUCACCACACCGACAACUGCUCGGCCUACUGUUACACCAAACGUUACAGCGACACGACCAGACAACGCAACCAGUCCUCGAAUGGACGGGGUUACAACGCCUCGAUCAGACAACGUUACGAUGGGCCGCCCUGAAAACGCCACAUCACACCGACCAGAUGGUGUUACAACGCCUCGCUCUGAAAACGUUACAUCUCCCCGACCGGAUGGUGUUACAACGCGUCGUCCAGAAAACGUUACAUCGCCUCGACCAGAUGGUAUUACAACGCCUCGCUCUGAAAACGUUACAUCGCCCCGACCGGAUGGUGUUACAACGCCUCGUCCUGAAAACGUUACAUCGCCUCGACCAGAUGGUGUAACAACGCCUCGCUCUGAAAACGUUACAUCACCCCGACCAGAUAGUGUUACAACGCCUCAUCCUGAAAACGUUACAUCACCCCGACUGGAUGGUGUUACAACGCCUCGUCCCGGAAACGUUACACAACCCCGACCAGACAGUGUUACAACGCCUCGUCCCGAAAACGCCACAAUGGUUCAGUCUCCAGACGUUUCAUCUGGUCCUCCUGACAGCGUCACGAUGACGCCUUUACAGCCACAAACCACAACUGCACCAACUGAAACAACAACGACAGGUGCAACUACAACGGCAGCACCCCCGAAACUUGAGAUUUCACUGACGUUUACCAGUGUGACGUUCACGCCUACUCUCAACGACAAAAACUCUGCGGAGUUUAAAAAUCUGGCAGCUAAUGUUGCAAACACGUUUGACUUGUUAUUUGUCAACGUACAAGGAUACGUCAAGACAAUUGUCCUCGGAUUUAGACAGGGCAGUGUUAUCGCAGAUACGGAGGUAGUUUUAGAAGACACCGGAGGCUCUGGUCCGGACUUGUCUGCCGUCAGUGCGUCCAUACAGAACACCCUAACGUCAGCCGUCUCCAAUGGCUCCCUGGGAAACUUCACGGUGGAUCCCAGCUCACUGACCAUCACCACACCGACAACUGCUCGUCCUACUGUUACACCAAACGUUACAGCGACACGGCCAGACAACGCAACCAGUCCUCGAAUGGACGGGGAUACAACGCCUCGAUCAGACAACGUUACGAUGGGUCGUCCUGAAAACGUUACAUCGCCCCGACCGGAUGGUGUUACAAUGCCUCGUCCUGAAAACGUUACAUCACCCCGACCAGAUGGUAUUACAACGCCUCGAUCUGAAAACGUUCCAUCACCGCGUCCUGAAAACGUUACAUCGCCCCGACCGGAUGGUGUUACAAUGCCUCGUCCUGAAAACGUUACAUCAUCCCGACCGGAUGGUGUUACAACGCCUCGUCCUGAAAACGCCACAAUGACUCCGCGUGAAGACGUUACAUCCGGUCCUCCUGACGUCAUCAGGACGCCUUUACAGCCACAAAUCACCACCACUGCUACAAAGAGUGAAACAACAACGACAGGUGUAACCACAACGGCUGAACCCCCGAAACUUGAGAUUUCACUGACGUUUACCAGUGUGACGUUCACGCCUACUCUCAACGACAAAAACUCUGCGGAGUUCAAGAAUCUGGCAGCUAAUGUUGCAAACACGUUUGACUUGUUAUUUAUCAACGUACAAGGAUACGUCAAGACAAUUGUCCUCGGAUUCAGACAGGGCAGUGUUAUCGCAGAUACGGAGGUGGUUUUAGAAGACACCGGAGACUCUGGUCCGGACGUGUCUGCCGUCAGUGCGUCCAUACAGAACACCCUAACGUCAGCCGUCUCCAAUGGCUCACUGGGAAACUUCACGGUGGAUCCCAGCUCACUGACCAUCACCACACCGACAACUGCACGUCCUACUGUUGCACCAAACGUUACAGCAGCCCGACUUGAAAAUACAACCAGACUGCAACCGAGUCCGCCAGAUGUCACUACAAGUCUUCGACCUGACGGGGUUACAACGCCUCGAUCAGACCACGUUACGACGGGUCGUCCUGAAAACGCUACAGCACCCAUACCGGAUGGUGCUACAACACCUCGUCCUGAAAACGUUUCAUCGUCUCGACCAGAUGGUGUUACAUCUCCUCGUCCUGAAAACGUUACAUCACCUAGACCAGAUGGUGUUACAUCGCGUCGUUCUGAAAAUGUUACAUCGCCUCGUCCAGAAAAUGCAUCCUCGCCUCGCCCUACAAUGGCUCGUCCGGACAACAUGACCAGGCCGCCGACAGAGAAUGUCACAAGACCCGAUAUUACAACACCUCGUCAAGAAAACGUCACCAGCCCCCGACCAGAAGUCACAACUCCCAUGGCCACUAGACCAAACGUAACUUCCGCAGAAAAUGUCACGGACAUACGGCCAGAUAUCACAACUCCUAGGGUCACUAGACCUGAGGCAACGUCAGCAGAAAACGCUACCAGGCCUGAAAUAACUACAAGACAAAACGCCACGGGUCGUCGACCAGACCCCACAACUCCUGGCGCGACGAGACCCGACAUAACAACGGGCCAAAACGCCACAACUCUGCGACCUGAUGUUACAACUGCUGGAGCUACCAGACCUGACAUGACUCCCAGAGAAAACGCCACACGUGCCCGUCCAGAUGUCACCAGCCCUAGUGUAACCACACCCGACAUGACUACAGCUACAGCAUCUUCCCUGGCCUUAGCCCUGACGCUGAGUGGCGAGUCAUGGCGGUCCACCCUGAGUAACUCCAGCUCGGCUGACUUUCAGAACCUCGCAUCAACCGUCACGUCUAACUUGCAAACCGAACUGGGGAGCACUCCUGGAUACGUCCGGAGCGAAGUGACAGGGUUCAGGCAGGGCAGUGUUAUAGCAGACGUGAAUGUUUACUACGCGGCGAGCGGCGGGUCCUCUGCGGCGGACGUCGAGAGUUCCCUGCUGACUCAGGCCAAAGCAGCGGUGUCCAGCGGGACCAUUGGCAGCCUCACUGUCGAUCCAACGUCACUGGAUUACCUGUCAGCUACAUCGCCAGGUGUCACACAACCAGCUACAACAGCGGGUGCCUCGCAACCGGCUAUGACGCCAGGUGUCACACAACCGGCUACAACAGCGGGUGCCACACAACCUGCUAUGACCCAAGGGGUCACACAACCAGCUACAACAGUGGGUGCCUCGCAACCGGCAACAACAGCGGGUGCCACACAAUCUGCUAUGACGCCAGGUGCCACACAACCGGCCAUGACGCCAGGUGCCACACAACCAGCUGCAACAGCGGGUGCCUCGCAACCGGCUAUGACGCCAGGUGUCACACAACCAGCUGCAACAGCGGGUGCCACACAACCAGCUAUGACGUCAGGUGCCACACAACCGGCAACAACAGCGGGUGCCACACAACCGGCAACAACGGCGGGUGCCUCGCAACCGGCGACAAGGCCUGUUGCCACCCAGGAAGCGACAUCACCAGCCGAACCGGCGUCAUCACCAGCCACCACUGAUGAGCCAACUACGGCAAAACGUACCACUAAAGCCCCAGCCCAAAAGUUGUCGGUUUCCUUCACGAUGACAAGUUUGACAUAUACUGCAGAUCUCGGCGACAGCAACUCAUCUCAAUUCAAGAGCCUUGCAUUAACUGUAGUAACACAGAUGACGCUUAUACUGAGUUCACAGCCAGGGUUCGUCAGUGUAACAGUCCUACGGUUCCGCCAGGGAAGCGUGGUAGCUGACACAGAGGUUCAGGUGGAGCAACCGUCCAGUGGAGGAGCUGACCUGGCUAACGUCAGCUCAGCCGUACAGGACACGAUAACCACGGCCGUGUCGAACGGGACGCUGGGCAACCUUACCGUGGAUCCGAGCUCUCUACAGAUAUCUCCUGUCACGACGCCGAGCCCAAGUACAACUCCUUCACCAACUGAAGCAGGUCACUACCAGACGGCGUUCAUCUCCUUCGUACUGGACACCAAUGUGGGAGCGGACGCCCUGGACCCCACAUGUCCCUCGCACGACGAACUCACCAGGGAGAUCGAACAAAACCUGGACGCGUUAUUUGCUCAUAUACAAGGGUACAAGUCAGCAAAGGUCGUGUCUCGGAGGAACGUCGAAUCGGACAACAACGUGUACUAGAUUAUACUGAGGACACGUUGAAUGUCAACUUCAAGAAUUCAAAGUUUCUGUCUUGAUCUUUAUUGUUUUAGUUAGACCGAAAUCGUCUUUUGUCUGAUCUUUUAUCUAGAAUAUCUAUAUUUAGGAAACAUUAAAUGUAAAGGAAAAGAAAUAUAAUGGCAAUUUCAUUUAGAACAAAUGUUUCGUGAAUGCAGGUUAUGAUUUGAUAUUAGUUUACGUAUCAACUUAUGAUGGUGUUUUUUUCUCUAUCAGUGGUCUUGGGAACUACUGGGUUUCACAAGUGAUUUAAAAUAAUGAAAUUAUUUAAUACACCCAUACUUAUAAUGUUGUCUGUUUUUUUUUUCUAGUUGCAAAAUUAAAAUAUCCUUUUCCAAAGAUCAGUAUAAAACACAUGUUAGAUCUCUAAACAAAAGCUAAUGUUGAUGGUUGUAGGCUCUACUCAAUAAAUCAGACCUUCAAUAAAUAACAGGCAGUGUCAUGUUUACUUAUAUUUGUGCCGCACAGUCGAAGACUAACUUAAAAUCUCUCUUUGCAAUCGUGUUUCUCAAUGCACAAUACGUCGAUGAUUUCUGUGUUAUAAGUUUUGCAUAUUCAGCAAAGAACAAAGGAAUAUAUAUUGGUGGAGAUUUAAUUGUUUCGAUCUUGUGAGGGUAAAUGCGUCAUAGGUUCCAAACUGGAGCUAUCGGUGUGUAUGAUACGGUAAUUAUGGCACCUCGCAUUGAUUGGAGUAACCCUGAGGGUAACAGCAUUUAAGGGUCACAAAGUUUGAUAUCAUAAUUGUUCCCUAGGGGUAUGAAACAAGCUGGCGGCAGCCAGAAUUCCAUUGGCGAGAAAUCACGUGUUCGGCAACUAUUUUUAGCAUCCUAUAUAUGCUGGAGAACCUGGAAGACGGGUUGUCAUAAACGGCAAACCUUCUUGUGAGUCGGACGAUCCGACACGGAGGGUUACCGCCCAUGUGUACUGAGUGAAAUUAACUGUAAAAUAUCACUGGGUGGUACCGGUAACUUAUUAUACGCACAGAUUGUCUGUCAGCUUGCCUUCCAAGGUCAUGUCAACAAUCAAUUUUAUAAGUGCACUAAUGACAAAGAUUUCAGUUGAUUUACAGUUUGAUAACACUUUUUAUUUUGAAAGGAGCUUUAUGUAGAGUAAGAGUGACCUUGAUUAUGAGACUACUGUUUGCUAACUGUGCAAGGUGACGAGGUUAUAACAAGUCAAUAAAACAUAUCUUUGUA
Molecule: messenger RNA, 7428 nt
Organism: Branchiostoma floridae (Florida lancelet)
Lineage: Eukaryota; Metazoa; Chordata; Leptocardii; Amphioxiformes; Branchiostomatidae
Product: mucin-2-like
Exons: 26
Coding region: 131-6196 (2021 amino acids)
Biological process (GO): visual perception
Source: RefSeq, a predicted model, not a curated record